AUGAAGUCAAUAUCAAGGUCUCUGGCGACUUAUCGCCUUCUAUCCCUCCUCGUCCUGUCAGGCCUGGUGCCUGGCAUCACUGCACAGUGUUUCAACCUCGAUGGCUCAUCAGUGACCGAUCCGGGCGUCGUUCCGUGCCUUCAGAGCGGCGCGAACAGCAACAGCGCCAGCAUGUGCUGCAAUCUCGGUCGUCAACCAAGUCGAGUCAAAGAACGACAAGCCACCAAUGGUGACGACAGCGCACUCACCGAAAAUGCGUCCGGUCAACAGCAGCUUGAGUUCACCGGGCCCGACAUCUGCCUCGCCAACGGUCUCUGCCAACUGCAACUCGCCGACGCGCAGACGGGCCGUGCGGUCACGCCUGCACUGUUCAGCCGGGAUUCGUGCACGCAACCAGACUGGUCUGGAGGCUGUCUCCGCGAUGUUUGCUCCUCGGUCACGGGCGACAACGCGGCCAUAACCUCGUGCGGGGGCUCCAACCAGACGACGCAGUGGUGCUGUGGAUCGGCUGGCUCGUCCACGACGGCCAACUGCUGUGCCAACUGGCCGAACCACCCCAAUGCGGUUCAGGUGCCCGCAUUGUUUGGGGCGUCUUCUUCCUCCUCACCGUCUUCAGGCGGCUCGGCCGACCUUCCACGUGUUGGCCAAUCCGGGCCCUUUACCUCGGUGUCUGUUUCCGUCGGCUUUGGCGGCGUUGUGACCCUCGUGACAGUGACCGUUAAUGGCGCAAGCCAGGGGCCCACGGGGUCGACGCUUGCACCAUCGGCCACGACUGUCGGGUCCGUCGUCUCGCGGCCAGCAACAAACACGCCGGCGUCGACCCAGGCCACCGUAUCGAGCAAUCUGAGUUUGAUUGGGACGGCUCUCGGUGCUGAAGCGUCAAGAACCGGCAGCAGCGAUACGAGCGACAACGGCGAGGCUGCGCUUGUGACCGACGCCUCGGGGCUCAGCACGCAGGAAGUGGCGGGCAUCGUGGCUGGACUCGUGGUCCUCGUUGUUAUUCUCGUCAGCGUCGGAUGUUUCAUGGCCGAAAAUAUGUACAAGAAGCGGCAGCAGCGGUACCGAGCGCGCCAGCUGGACGCGGCGAUGAAGCAAUCUGCCUUUCCGCUAGCGAAGUCGAGGCCUUUGAUGUAA
Molecule: messenger RNA, 1134 nt
Organism: Sporothrix brasiliensis 5110
Lineage: Eukaryota; Fungi; Ascomycota; Sordariomycetes; Ophiostomatales; Ophiostomataceae
Exons: 1
Coding region: 1-1134 (377 amino acids)
Source: RefSeq, a predicted model, not a curated record